GCGGCCCCUCGGUGGGGGGGGGUCUCCCCGCGGGUUCCCCCCUUCACAAGCGGGGGUGAGUUGGAAGGAGUCAGGCUUGUGGUCGCCGGGUGUUUCGCGCAGUUGGCGUUGCUUAAGGAGAUUAUCUGGAUAAUGGCAAUAAUAAAAUGGCAAUCCAGCAAGCGGAUAAACUGCUCAAAAAGCACAAGGACCUUCACUGUGCCAAGGUUCUGAAGGCCAUUGGCUUGCAGAGGACUGGCAAGCAGGAUGAAGCCUAUGCUCUGGCACAAGAAGUAGCAGCACUUGAACCCACAGAUGAUAAUUCCUUGCAGGCACUAACCAUCCUGUACCGGGAAAUGCACCGACCUGAACUGGUGACUAAACUGUACGAGGCAGCUGUAAAGAAGGUUCCCAACAGUGAAGAGUAUCACUCUCACCUCUUCAUGGCCUAUGCCAGGGUUGGGGAGUACAAGAAGAUGCAACAGGCUGGAAUGGCACUUUAUAAGAUUGUACCCAAAAAUCCGUAUUAUUUCUGGUCUGUGAUGAGCCUGAUCAUGCAGUCCAUCUCAGCACAGGAUGAAAACCUCUCCAAGACCAUGUUUUUGCCACUGGCUGAGAGAAUGGUGGAAAAAAUGGUGAAGGAGGAUAAGAUUGAAGCUGAGGCUGAAGUUGAGCUGUACUACAUGAUUCUGGAACGUUUGGAGAAGUACAAGGAAGCCUUAGACGUUGUGAGAGGAAAGCUGGGAGAGAAGCUGACCAGUGAGCUCCAGAGCCGGGAGAACAAGUGCAUGGCCAUGUACAAGAAGCUGCGGCGGUGGCCCGAGUGCAACGCGCUGUCCAGGCGGCUGCUGCUCAAAAACUCAGAUGAUUGGCAGUUUUAUAUAACUUACUUUGAUUCAGUGUUUCAACUCAUUGAUGAGUCCUGGACACCUCCAGCAGAAGAAGAGCACUCUCUGGAAGGAGAGGUGCACUGUUCUGUGGAACAAGCUGUGGAGUUUAUAGAGGAGAGGAUCACGGAGGAGUCCAAGAGCUCUCGGCCGCUCCGGGGACCAUAUUUAGCCAAACUGGAGCUGAUCAGGCGUCUGAGACACAGAGGCUGCAAUGAUGAAUAUAAACUAGGUGAUCCAGAAGAGCUAAUGUUCCAAUACUUCAAAAAAUUUGGGGACAAACCCUGCUGUUUUACUGAUCUCAAAGUGUUUGUGGAUCUCCUCUCACCCAGCCAAUACUCAAAGUUCAUCCAGCAGCUGCUGGAGGUGAUCCCCCUGUCAGCAGCGGCCGAGAACGAGGUGGCCCUUCCAGGGGACAUCAAGGCCCUGCAGCAGCACCUGUGUGUGGUGCAGCUCUCCAGGCUUCUGGGCAUCUACCACGCCAUGGACAAGAAGGAGAAGCUGACGGUGGUGCGGGAGCUGAUGUUCAGAUACCGCCACGGGUUGGAGUUCGGGAAAUCUUGUUUGAAAACUGAAUUGCAGUUUUCAGAUUACUACUGCCUGCUUGCAGUUCACCUGCUGCUUGAUCUGUGGCUGGAAGGUGAAGAGGCAGCUGUGUGGCAGUGCCUGACUCUGCUGGAGGAGGGGUUGGCUCACAGUCCUUCCAAUGCUCAGUUUAAGUUGCUGCUCAUCCGGAUCUACUGCCGGCUCGGGGCGUUCGAACCCGUGGCUGAGCUCUACUCCAGCCUCGAUGCCAAGCACAUCCAGCACGACACCAUCGGGUAUCUCCUGACACGCUACGCCGAGUCCCUGGGCCAUUAUGCUGCUGCAUCCCAAUCCUGCAAUUUUGCACUCAGGUUUUUCCACUCCAACCAGAAAGAUACCUCAGAAUACAUCAUCCAAGCCUACAAGUACGGGGCGUUUGAGAAGAUCCCGGAAUUCAUUGCCUUCAGGAACAGGCUGAACUCUUCCCUUCACUUCGCCCAAGUUCGCACAGAGCGGAUGUUGUUGGACCUCUUACUUGAAGCAAAUAUAUCAACCAGUUUAGAAGAAAGUAUAAAGUCCAUGAGUCUGAGCCCAGAGGAGGAUGACAUUCCAUGGAAAGAUUUGCGUGACAACAGGGACCUGACAGUCUUGUUUAGCUGGGAUCCAAAAGACAGGGACAUUUCUGAAGAACAUAGGAAGCUCUCACUGGAGGAAGAAACCCUGUGGUUGCGGAUCCGGUCCUUGACUUUGAGGCUGGUGAGCGGCCUCCCGACUCUGAGCCACACCAUCCAACCAAAGAACUCGGAAAAGACUGCAGAGAACGGCGUCUCCUCCAGGAUUGACACCAUCAGAUCCCUGCUCCAGCAGCUGGAAGCGGCGGUGGAUUCAGGGAAGAAGUUUCUAGAACAAAAAAUUCAGUAUCCUGUCCUUGGCCCUCCUCCCACCCGAAUGGCUGGCUUCUUCAGCAAUGGCAGCUGUCAGUGCCAGACUAGCUUGUUUUAUCUUGUUAGUGAUAUUUAUGAACUAGAUACCAAUGGCUUAGAAGAUUCAGCAGAAAUCCAGGAAAGAAUAGGGAAUAGUUUCAAGUCUUUAGUAGAACGACUGACAGAUUUGUUCAAUAAAUGUAAAGGUGAUUUGAUUGAAGUCAGAGAUGGCACCUUGAAAACUCAUCCAAACCUGUUAGAAAACUUAGUCUUCUUUGUUGAGACGAUCUCCAUUGCCCUGUGGGUAUCAAGUUACUGUGACAGUGUCCUCCGACCUUUUAAAUCCAACCUGCAAAAAAAGAAGAAGAAAAAAAAAGAAAGCAGUGUAGCUAUGCCACCUGUAUUUACCCACUUCCUGGAUUAUGUAACUGAACUACAGACAUUAACUUCCAAUGUAAUAGAUCAUAUCAAAGGGCUUGAAAUAAUUCUGACUGCACUAAAACUUGAAGAGCUGUCCCUCAAGGACACUCUGCUUUUACAGGAAGAAAAAAAGUUUACAAAGACUGUACAAGGGAAGGUCCAGAGCAGUUACCAUCACUCAGUUCAGGAAAUUGGGGAGCUGCUGAAAAAGAGACUCGAUACCAUUAAAAAACUAAAGAUUUGA
Messenger RNA from Neopelma chrysocephalum (saffron-crested tyrant-manakin), 2978 nucleotides. It is a transcript of the gene NAA25, whose product is annotated as N(alpha)-acetyltransferase 25, NatB auxiliary subunit. The record is from RefSeq and is a predicted model, not a curated record. Lineage: Eukaryota; Metazoa; Chordata; Aves; Passeriformes; Pipridae. Gene Ontology annotation, cellular component: cytoplasm; NatB complex. Bases 147 to 2978 code for a protein of 943 amino acids. Gene Ontology annotation, molecular function: protein binding; protein-N-terminal amino-acid acetyltransferase activity. The transcript has 24 exons. Gene Ontology annotation, biological process: N-terminal peptidyl-methionine acetylation.